AUGAUGCUGAGAGGGCAAGCCGGCGGUAGCGGGAGAUGCCUGUUCACGGCGUCGCAGUGGCGCGAGCUGGAGCAUCAGGCGCUCAUCUACAAGUACAUGGCCGCCGGCUCGCAGGUGCCUCACGAGCUCGUCAUCCCGCUCCGCCACCACGACGCCGCCGCCGUCGACACCGCCCCUUGCCUCGGCAGCUGCUUCCCUCCUCCCCAGCCUUCCCUUGGGUGGGGGCUCUACGGGAUGGGGGCGCAGUACGCGCGCAAGCCGGAGGACCCGGAGCCCGGUCGGUGCCGGCGCACGGACGGCAAGAAGUGGCGCUGCUCCAGGGAGGCGUACGGGGAGUCCAAGUACUGCGACAGGCACAUGCACCGCGGCAAGAACCGUUCAAGAAAGCCUGUGGAACCCAUGUCCUCCACCUCCACCGUCUCCUCCCCCGCCCCAGCCCCGCCAGGCGCGGCCUACCGCCCCUCCGCCCUCUCCAUCUCGCCCCCGGUGCCGGCCGACACGCCCUCCAGCUACGGCCACUACCAGACCCGUCCCGACACCUCCGCCGCUCGCGCUGCGGCUCAGCUCCAUCUCGACGCCCCGUCGCCACCUCCAUCCUACCACAGGUACGCACAGGCACAGCAGCAGUACUCCGCUUCCCCUUUCUUCCCGAGCGGCGGCGGCUACGGCUACGGGCAGUCCAGGCAGCAGGAGCAGGAGGAGAUGGACCUGAGCAAGUUGAUCGAGUACUUCUACAACAACAUCAUAACCAUCUCGUCGGAUGAGGAGUCGAAUGGCUCUUUAGAGUUCAUGGUUACUGUGGCCUUCCUCAUCCAUGACCACAUCCGAGACAGAAGCUGGUGCAAGGGUUCGAUGAGGCCUCACAGUCACAGGGGCAAUGCGGCGCAAUCGAGACGAUGGCCACUAUCGGCUGCAGCAGGACUACUUCGACCCCACAAAGUCAAUGCAACCCAGUUCCAGCGCCACUUUUGGACGUCAAGAGGCUUGUUCUUGACUAUUCUACGAGGCGUCAGGGACUAUAUAACCCCUUCUUGA
Lolium rigidum is the source of this 1035-nucleotide messenger RNA. RefSeq names its product growth-regulating factor 2-like. Bases 1 to 1035 code for a protein of 344 amino acids. The record is from RefSeq and is a predicted model, not a curated record. Gene Ontology annotation, biological process: DNA-templated transcription; developmental process; regulation of DNA-templated transcription. The transcript has 3 exons. NCBI's taxonomy places the organism in Eukaryota, Viridiplantae, Streptophyta, Magnoliopsida, Poales, Poaceae. Gene Ontology annotation, cellular component: nucleus. Gene Ontology annotation, molecular function: ATP binding.